UCAUUUUCAGUAUAUUAUCAACGAAGCUUUAGCAAUUAGCACUGUGAAUGAAAGAAAAAUGGAGAUAUCAAUAUCAUCAUCAGCAGUUGCAUUUAGUAUGGCGUUUCGAUGCCAUUCAUCAUCAUUUUCAGCUUCGUCUUCUUCUUCUUCUCAAACGCGCUUAUCUACAAAAUCUAUUAAAUUCGCUAAUUCUAAAACCGCAACAACAAAAUCACCCAAACUUCAACUUCAACAUGCUUCCAACUUGAACUUGAUUUCUACUCUUACAAGAGUAGGAGAUAAGUUGUCAGUGAAAGACCUCAAUGCUACUUUGCACCACUUUGGUAAUUCAAACAAAUUUAACCAUAUCUCUCAGCUUUUUUUAUGGAUGCAAGAGAACAAGAAGCUUGAUGUAUAUUCUUAUUCCCAUUAUAUAAAGUUCAUGGCCAAUAAACUCGAUGCUUCCACGAUGCUAAAACUGUAUAACAACAUUCAAGAUGAAUCGGUGAAGGACAAUGUCUAUGUAUGUAAUUCUGUUCUCAGUUGUCUAAUCAAGAAAGGCAAGUUUGAUACCGCCAUUAAACUCUUUCAGCAGAUGAAACAAGAUGGUCUAGUUCCGGAUCUUGUUACCUAUAGUACUCUUAUUGCAGGUUGCGUUAAAGUAAAAGAUGGAUAUCCUAAGGCACUGGAGCUAAUUCAGGAAUUGCAAGACAAUAGAAUGCGAAAGGACGAUGUAAUUUAUGGGGCAAUAAUGGCAGUGUGUGCUUCUAAUGGUAAAUGGGAAGAAGCAGAAAACUAUUUUAACCAGAUGAAGAGUGAAGGUCAUUCUCCAAAUGUUUAUCACUACAGUUCUUUGCUAAAUGCUUAUUCAGCAAGUAGAAACGUCAAAAAAGCUGAUGCGUUGAUUCAAGAUAUGGAAUCUGAAGGGUUAGUACCAAACAAGGUAAUUUUGACAACCUUGCUGAAAGUGUAUGUUAGAGGAGGUUUGUUUGAGAAGUCAAGAGAAUUACUAACCAAACUGGAAUCUUUGGGUUAUGCUGAAGAUGAGAUGUCAUACUGUUUAUUGAUGGAUGGCCUAGCUAAGGCAAGACAAACGCAUGAAGCCAAAGUAGUUUUUGAUGAAAUGAUGAAAAAGAAUGUCAAGUUUGAUGGCUAUGCUCACAGUAUCAUGAUAUCCACAUUUUGCCGAGAAAAGCUUUUUCAGGAGGCAAUGCAGUUGGCCAAUGAUUUUCAAACUACUUUCAACAAAUAUGACGUGGUUAUAAUGAAUUCAAUGCUCUGUGCUUUCUGCAGAGUAGGUGAAAUGGAAAGUGUGAUGGAAAUACUAAGAAAGAUGGAUGAGUUAGCAAUCAGUCCUGAUUACAAUACCUUCAAUAUUCUAAUAAAAUACUUCUGUAAGAAAAACAUGUAUUUAUUAGCUUAUCGAACCAUGGAGGACAUGAACAGUAAAGGCUAUCAACCAGCGGAGGAGCUCUGUUCUUCUUUAAUAUACCACCUUGGUCAGGAAAGUGCUUAUUCAGAGGCAUUUUCUGUUUACAAUAUUUUGAAAUAUAGCAAGAGAACAAUAUGCAAGGCACUUCAUGAAAAGAUUCUGCACAUUCUCCUAGCAGGAAAGCUUUUGAAAGAUGCAUAUGUAGUAUUCAAGGAUAAUGCAAUAUUUAUUUCUGGUCCCACCACAAAAAAGUUCGCAAGUGCAUUUAUGAAGUCAGGUAACAUCAACUUGAUCAAUGAUGUUAUGAAGACACUCCAUAGUUGUGGCUUCAAGAUUGGUCAGGAUUUAUUUGAGAUGGCUGUAUCACGCUAUUUAGGUCAGCCUGAAAAGAAAGACUUGCUUCUACACUUGCUACAAUGGAUGCCAGGUCAUGGUUAUGUGGUUGAUCCAUCAACAAGGAACCUAAUCCUCAAGAAUUCACACUUAUUUGGUCGUCAGCUCAUUGCUGAAGUUUUGUCCAAGCAACCAGUUAAGUUAAAAGCUAAAAAAUCUCACUAGAUAAAGCUCGCAAAAUUUUGCAAUUGAUUAUAUAGCCUUGGUUUGUACUGAUAAUUCGAUCCUCUUUGGUUCCCAAGAUCUAUAGUACCAUGCAACCAUAGAUUGUCUCACUUAAUUUUUUCCCUUAUUUUUUUUUAUGUUAUGGUAGAUAACCCCUGUAGUUGUACACCUAAAUUCUAAUGGAUGUAUAUAAACAGAUGUAAAUGUAUCAUGUCAAAUAAAUCAUUUACUUUUUUGAGCUCUGGUCAA
Molecule: messenger RNA, 2218 nt
Organism: Trifolium pratense (red clover)
Lineage: Eukaryota; Viridiplantae; Streptophyta; Magnoliopsida; Fabales; Fabaceae
Product: pentatricopeptide repeat-containing protein At1g10910, chloroplastic-like
Exons: 10
Coding region: 59-1969 (636 amino acids)
Molecular function (GO): protein binding
Source: RefSeq, a predicted model, not a curated record